This is a messenger RNA of Oppia nitens, 3554 nucleotides long. It is a transcript of the gene alpha-Cat, whose product is annotated as catenin alpha-like. Gene Ontology annotation, molecular function: cadherin binding; actin filament binding; beta-catenin binding. The record is from RefSeq and is a predicted model, not a curated record. The transcript is spliced from 5 exons. Gene Ontology annotation, cellular component: adherens junction; catenin complex. The coding region runs from base 340 to 3147 and encodes 935 amino acids. Lineage: Eukaryota; Metazoa; Arthropoda; Arachnida; Sarcoptiformes; Oppiidae. Gene Ontology annotation, biological process: cell-cell adhesion; cell migration.
UACUAUAUAUACUGUACUGAUUCAUACGUUGAUUGAGUGUAAAUAAAGUACAGUAUAGAUAGUACAUAGAGUGUGCUAUUUGUUGAUAUAUGAUAAUAGUGGGCGACAUUUGGCAGUGAAUGAGUGCUAUAAUAAUAACAUCAAUAUAUACCUCAAUAUAACUGCUGUUUAUAUGUAAUAAUAAUCAUAACUUCCGUUAAAUUGUUUGUCAAUGGGUUUUGUAAACAAUAAUUGAUUACCGAUUGACUCAAUUAAGUAACAAAUGAAUUGAUGUAACCAUACGUUUGACAUAACAUUUGAUUUUAUUUAUUCAUAAAUUUUAAACCAAUUUCUGUCAAAAUGGCCUCAAAUGGUGUUUUGAUUAAUAAUAAUAAUAACAAUAAUAGCAGUAAUUUAAUUAAUAAUAAUAAUAAUAAUAACCACACAUUUGGCAGUCAAAUGUCCAUUAAAUGGGAUCCGAAAAAUCUGGAAAUCAGGACAUUAUCUGUAGAGAAGACAUUGGAACCACUGGUGAUGCAGGUGACUACUUUGGUCAACACGAAGGGUCCGUCCAAGAAAAAGAAGGGUCGAUCCAAAAGAGCUCAUGUAUUGGUAGCGGCUGUGGAAAAGGCCACCGAAAACUUUAUACAAAAAGGAGAAGAGAUAGCACUUGAAAAUCCCGAUAUUAAGGACGAAAUGCUUUUAGCCGUCGAUGAAGUCCGAAAAGCUGGUGAUUCAAUGGGUAAAUCUUCUCGAGAGUUUGCUGAAGACCCGUGCAGUUCAAUAAAGAGAGGAAAUAUGGUGAAAGCGGCCCGAAAUUUAUUGUCAGCCGUAACUCGACUUCUUAUAUUAGCUGAUAUGGUUGAUGUUCAUAGACUUCUCAAAUCAUUACAAAUAGUUGAAAAUGAUUUGGACAAAGUUAAGAGCGCUUCCAGUCAUUCAGAGUUAGUCGAAUCAUUCAAGAGUUUUGGUAAAAAUACAGCCGAUCUUAUUAGUCAAGCGGCCAAAAGACAAGCAGAACUUAAAGAUCCGCGUCUUAGAGACGACUUGGCCGCCGCUCGAGCUAUUCUUAAGAAGAAUUGUAUGAUGUUAUUGACAGCUUCUAAAGUAUAUGUUAGACAUCCGGAACUGUCAGCGGCUAAAGAAAACAGAGAUUUUAUUUUCAGACAGGUUUGUGAAGCCGUUAGUGCAAUCAGUGAUGUGGCUCAGGGCAAACUCGAGUCCAAUAACGGUUUAGGCGUUCCUCCUUUCGACGGCCCCGGAGAACUUGCCGCAGCUCUUGACGAUUUUGAUGAAUGUAUUUUAAUGGAUCCGUUGGUAUAUAACGAGAUGAGAACACGACCUCUACUUGAAGAACGUCUUGAAAGUAUUAUAAGUGGCGCCGCACUUAUGGCUGACUCUUCGUGUACUAGAGAUGAACGAAGAGAGAGAAUUGUUGCCGAAUGUAAUGCCGUUCGUCAGGCACUACAAGACUUAUUGUCAGAGUAUAUGGCAAAUGCUGGCCGUAGAGAACCAGAUGAAGGAUUGGACAAAGCUAUUGAUCACAUGAAUCGCAAAACUAGAGAUUUGCGAAGACAAUUGAGAAAAGCAGUUAUAGAUCACGUGUCCGAUUCAUUCUUAGAAACCAAUGUACCUCUUCUGGUGCUAAUUGAAGCGGCAAAGAAAGGAAGUGUUAAUGAAGUAGAAGAAUAUGCUCAGGUAUUUACAGAACACGCAUCAAAACUGGUGGAAGUGGCAAAUCUAGCGUGUAGUAUGUCUCCCAAUGAAGAUGGCGUCAAAAUGGUUCGCUACGCAGCUCUUCAAAUCGAUAGUCUUUGUCCACAAGUGAUAAACGCCGCUCGGAUUUUGGCUGCGCGACCGCGUUCUAAGGUUGCACUCGAAAACAUGGAGGCAUUCAGAGAGGCCUGGGAUAAUCAGGUGCGCAUACUUACCGAAGCAGUUGACGACAUCACAACCAUAGAUGACUUUUUGGCCGUUUCGGAGAAUCAUAUCUUAGAAGACGUUCAAAAAUGUGUGGUCGCUCUACAAGUGUCAGACGCUGAUAGUCUUGACAGAACAGCCGGUGCUAUUCGAGGUCGAUCUGCACGAGUAUGUAAUGUAGUGACCGCUGAAAUGGAUAAUUAUGAACCGGGAAAUUAUACGGAAAGAGUAUUGGAAGCGGUGACGUGUUUAAGAGAUCAAGUUAUGCCUAAUUUUGCCGGACGUGUUGAACGAGCUGUCGACGCACUUUCAAGUGAUCAACGCGGAGAACUCGAUGAAAAUGAGUUCAUUGAUGCCUCGCGUCUUGUUUACGAUGGCGUCCGUGAGAUCAGACGCGCAGUUCUUUUGAAUAGAACUGUCGAAGAACUUGAUUCUGAAACAGAAAUAGAAUACGAAGACAAUACGUAUGAGACUCGAAGCAAAUCGAGUAUUCAUACGGACUUUGAUGAGUAUCCGGAUAUUACUGGAAUCAGUAAUACAAGAGAUGCUUAUCGAUUGAUUUCAGCUGAAGAAAAGGAGAGAAUUGCAGAACAAGUGGAGACAUUCAGAACUGAGAAGAAUAAGUUUGAUAGAGAAGUGGCCAAAUGGGAUGAUACGGGAAAUGAUAUUAUAGUGAUUGCAAAGGAAAUGUGUAUGAUUAUGAUGGAAAUGACUGACUUUACACGUGGUAAGGGACCACUUAAAACUACUAUGGAUGUCAUCAAUGCGGCCAAAAGGAUAUCUGAAUUUGGAUCCAAAUUGGAUAAAUUUGCCAAACAAAUUGCGGAUCAAUGUCCAGAGUCUACCACCAAAAAUGAUUUAAUUUCAUAUUUGGCAAGAAUUACUCUAUACUGUCAUCAAUUGAAUAUUACAUCUAAAGUCAAGGCUGACGUACAAAACAUAUCAGGAAAUUUGAUUGUUUCGGGGCUCGAUAGCGCCACAUCACUAAUCCAGGCGGCGAAGAACUUAAUGAAUUCAGUUGUCUUGACUGUCAAAUCAUCAUAUGUUGCAUCUACUAAAUAUCCAAGAGGUGGACAACCAAUUUCACCAAUAGUUGUCUGGAGAAUGAAAGCGCCAGAAAAGAAACCAUUGGUCAGAAGGGAAAAGCCAGAAGAAGUUCGGGCGAAAGUACGGCGCGGAUCACAGAAGCGUAACAUUGCGCCCAUCAAAGCGUUGAGUGAAUUCCAGAGUCCGGCCGAAUCUGUUUAAUGUAAUAAUUAUUAUUUUAAACUUAUAUAUACACUAAUACUUAACCAAAUAUUAUAUACACUAUUAUCGUGAGUGACAUUCCUCUAAAUACGCUUUUUUCUAUCACUAUCUUUCUCUUACAUUACGGUAACACAAAAAAUGCAUGACUUAAAUAAUAAUUUUCUAUACUAAACAAAAAAUUAUUCAGUAUUUUAAAAAUUAUUUUAUGUACCGAAAUAAUGUAUUUUAUAAAUUGUUUUUUAUAACCGUUUAACUAUCGGUAAUAAUUUGCCAAAUUUAUUUAUUUAAGCAAUUUUCAUAUUCAAAAACUAUAGCAAUACAACAUAUACAGUAUAUCUAUACAAUGAAACUAUACGUACAUAUUUUGACUACAAAUAUCAACAAAUAUUUUAAAUGUAAACACUAAU